GCCGUCACCGACACAACAACCACCGUAACAAAAAAAGAGCAGCAAUGGCGCCUCUCGCAACUGCCACCCGCCUGUGCCUGCGCUCGGCCACGGCCGCCACCAAGCCCGCCGCCGUGCGCGCGCUGAGCUCGACUGCGGCCUGCCAGGCCGGCGAUUCCACCGGGGCGGCGGCGUACAGCAGCCCGUUCAAGCUCAAGGGCGAGAGCAAGGCCAGCCAGGUCCCCGACUUUGGAAAGUACCUGUCCAAGGGCAACGAGACGACCAACAAGCUGUUCAGCUACUUCAUGGUUGGCACCAUGGGCGCGAUUACGGCUGCCGGAGCGAAGAGCACUGUUCAAGAGUUCCUCGUCAACAUGUCUGCCUCUGCCGACGUUUUGGCCAUGGCCAAGGUCGAGGUCGACCUGAACACCAUCCCGGAGGGCAAGAACGUCAUCAUCAAAUGGCGCGGCAAGCCCGUCUUCAUCCGCCACCGAACCCAGGACGAGAUCGAGCAGGCCAACAAGGUCAACGUCGCCUCCCUGCGCGACCCCCAGGCCGACGAGGACCGCGUCAAGCGCCCCGAGUGGCUCGUCAUGCUCGGCGUCUGCACCCACCUGGGAUGCGUGCCCAUCGGCGAGGCCGGCGACUACGGCGGCUGGUUCUGCCCCUGCCACGGCUCGCACUACGACAUCUCCGGCCGGAUACGCAAGGGCCCUGCGCCGCUCAACCUCGAGAUUCCCGAGUACGACUUCCCCGAGGAUGACAAGCUUAUCAUCGGUUAAAAGGAGGGAACUGUCCUGUCGCCAGACGAUUGUAACAGUACUUGGGGGGAGAGGAACAUAAAAUCGGCGAACGAGAGAGACAGCUCCUGAAGAAGAGAAGAAAGUACAUAAGUCGUCUUGGGAUGAUUAAAACACCGACAAAACCAUAGAUUUUUCCUCUUCAAGGCGGUCAAGUCAUUCCUGGGGAUGGAGGCAUGAUUGAGGGGG
Messenger RNA from Trichoderma citrinoviride, 968 nucleotides. RefSeq names its product ubiquinol cytochrome reductase. Gene Ontology annotation, molecular function: 2 iron, 2 sulfur cluster binding; quinol-cytochrome-c reductase activity. The record is from RefSeq and is a predicted model, not a curated record. Gene Ontology annotation, cellular component: membrane. Bases 45 to 761 code for a protein of 238 amino acids. Lineage: Eukaryota; Fungi; Ascomycota; Sordariomycetes; Hypocreales; Hypocreaceae. The transcript has 4 exons. Gene Ontology annotation, biological process: mitochondrial electron transport, ubiquinol to cytochrome c.